Molecule: messenger RNA, 892 nt
Organism: Microcebus murinus (gray mouse lemur)
Lineage: Eukaryota; Metazoa; Chordata; Mammalia; Primates; Cheirogaleidae
Product: tetraspanin-6-like
Cellular component (GO): plasma membrane
Source: RefSeq, a predicted model, not a curated record
AAAACCAGUAGAGUACAGUGGUGCAGGGUCUCAGGCUAGUCAUGGCGUCCCCGUCCUGGAGACUACAUACUAAACCAGUCAUUACUUGUUUCCAGAGGGUCCUCGUGAUCUACACUCUCAUCUUCUGGAUUGCUGGCGUUGUCCUCCUUGCCGCUGGCAUUUGGGGCAAGGCUAGCCUGGAGAAUUAUUUUUCCCUUUUAAAUGAGAAGGCCACCAAUGUCCCUUUUUUGCUGAUUGGCCCUGGCACUGUUGUUAUUCUUUUGGGCACCUUUGGUUGUUUUGCUACCUGCCGGGCUUCUGCAUGGAUGCUAAAACUGUAUGCAAUGUUUCCGACUCUCAUUUUUUUGGUCCAAGUGGUCUCUGCCAUGUUAGGAUUUGUUUUCAGACAUGAGAUUAAGAACACCUUUAAGAAUAAUUAUGAGAAUGCUUUGAAGCAUUAUAACUCUAUGGGAGAUUAUAGAAGCAAUGCAGUAGACAAGAUCCAAAAUACGUUCCAUUGUUGUAGUAUCACCGAUUAUAAAGAUUGGACGGAUACUGAUUAUUAUUCAGAAAAAGAAUUUCCCAAGAAUUGCUGUAAACUUCAAGAUUGUUCUCCACAGAGAGAUGCAGAUCAAGUAAACAAUGAAGGUUGUAUUAAAAAGGUGCUGACCAUUUUAGAGUCAAAAAUAGGAAUUGUUGCCAGAAUUUCCUUUGGAAUUGCUUGCUGCCAGCUGUUUGGAAUCUAUCAACCCUACUGCCUCUCUUGUGCCAUAACUAAUAACCAGUAUGAGAUAGCGUAACCAGCGGAUCUGCGGGCUUACUCCUCUCCAAUUUUAAGGACACUCAGGUUCCCCCCUGUGAACUCUACAAGAUUGCCUGGAUGGAAGACUGACGACACUACUUACCAAUAGAC